CCGACCACCAGUGGACCGGUUCAGAGAGUUUUGUUGGUGACCAACUGACUGAACUGACAAUGGAUAGCUCCUCCGAUGCUCAUGGGCGUCACAAGUGCGCGGCGUGCUUCCGGCAGUUCAACAAGAUGGAGCACCUGGUGGAGCACAUGCGGGCGGCGCGGCACUCGCCGCACGAGCCCCGCUGCGGCGUCUGCGGCAAGCACUGCCGCUCCUUCGAGGCGCUCAGGGACCACCUCGGCGCCGGCGGCUCCACGCUGCCCAAGGCCGCCAGCUGCGCCAGCGAGUUCGCGGCGCGCGGUUGCAAGCUCUGCCUCCGCGUCCUCGCCAGCGCCGCCGCGCUCCGAGCCCACCGCGGCUGCGAGCUCUCGCGCACCCCGCCGAUGGCGAGGCUGCAUCACCAGGCGCAGGCACCGCAGGGAGGAGGGCGGGCGCUGGCGCUGGGCUGCAAGAUGGUCGGCGCCGGGAGCGACGGCUCCCUCGACGUGGUGGCCCGGGUGUGCGUCGUCGACGAGCAGGAGGGCCUCGUAUUCGAGGCCUUCGUGAAGCCGCUCAUCCCGGUGACGCACUACCGGUACGAGACGACGGGGAUCCGGCCGGAGCACCUCCGCGAGGGCAUGACGGUGAAGAGCGCGCAGCGGCGGGUGCAGGAACUGCUGCUCAACGGCGAGCAGCCGUGGAAGGCGCGCACCAGCCGGGGCAGGGCCCGGCUGCUGGUCGGCCACGGCCUGGACCACGACCUCGACGCGCUCGGCAUGGACUACCCGGCCUACCUCAAGCGCGACACGGCCACGUACCCGCCGCUGAUGAAGACGAGCAAGCUCAGCAACUCGCUCAGGUUUCUCACGCACACCUACCUCGGCUACGACAUCCAGACGGGGCACCAGCACCCCUACGAGGACUGCGUCGCCGCCAUGCGCCUCUACCACAGGAUGAAGCGGCAGCAGCACCCCAAUAGCGGCGGCGGCGCCGACGGACCGGCGGCGAGCGCGGACCAGGCGUUCCCGGCGUGGAGGCAGCGGGAGCUGGAGCGCAUGACGCCCGAGGAGCUGCUCCGGCUCUCCACGCCGGACUACCACUGCUGGUGCCUCGACGACUAGCCAGCCAUGGCUAGGCUCCGGCGGAGCCAGAUCGAGAGCGUAUCGUUAUCACGUCGUCCCAAGACGACGACCGACGUGGACGGAUAUGAUUCUGCACCGAUCAGCCAUGCGUCAGCUCCGGCUCAAAGAAUUAC
Panicum hallii is the source of this 1231-nucleotide messenger RNA. RefSeq names its product RNA exonuclease 4-like. Gene Ontology annotation, cellular component: nucleus. The record is from RefSeq and is a predicted model, not a curated record. Gene Ontology annotation, molecular function: nucleic acid binding; 3'-5' exonuclease activity. The transcript is spliced from 2 exons. Lineage: Eukaryota; Viridiplantae; Streptophyta; Magnoliopsida; Poales; Poaceae. The coding region runs from base 60 to 1097 and encodes 345 amino acids. Gene Ontology annotation, biological process: rRNA processing.